GACCAGGGCCAGUACGAGGACGCAAUGAAUAAUUACCAACACACACUUAGUCUAUUUCAAAAGACAAGUGACGAGAGUGGUCAAGCUAAUGCAUACCUUGGUAUGGGUAAUGUGUACAAAGACCAGGGCAAGUACGAGGACGCAAUGAAUAACUACAAACACGAACUUAGUCUAUUUCAAAAGACAGGUGACGAGAGUGGUCAAGCUAAAGCAUACCUCAGUAUGGCUAAUGUGCACAGGUCUCAGGGCAAGUACGAGGACGCAAAUAAUAACUACCAACAAGCACUUAGUCUAUUUCAAAAGACAAGUGACGAGAGUGGUCAAGCUAAAGCAUACCAUAGUAUGGGUAAUGUGCACAGUUCUCAGGGCAAAUGCAAGGACGCAAUGAAUAACUACCAACAAGCACUUAGUCUAUUUCAAAAGACAAGUGACGAGAGUGGUCAAGCUAAUGCAUACCUUGGUAUUGGUAAUGUGCACAGGUCUCAGGGCAAGUACGAGGACGCAAUGAAUAACUACCAACACGCACUUAGUCUAUUUCAAAAGACAGGUGACGAGAGUGGUCAAGCUAAAGCAUACUUUUGUAUGGGUAAUGUGUACAGUUCUCAGGGCAAGUACGAGGACGCAAUGAAUAACUACCAACAAGCACUUAGUCUAUUUCAAAAGACAGGUGACGAGAGUGGUCAAGCUAAAGCAUACCAUGGUAUGGGUAAUGUGCACAGGUCUCAGGGCAAGUACGAGGACGCAAUGAAUAACUACCAACACGCACUUAUUCUAUUUUAAAAGACAAGUGACGAGAGUGGUCAAGCUAAAGCAUACCUUGGUAUGGGUAAUGUGCACAGGUCUCAGGGCAAGUACGAGGACGCAAUGAAUAACUACCAACACGCACUUAGUCUAUUUCAAAAGACAGGUGACGAGAGUGGUCAAGCUAAAGCAUAACUUGGUAUGGGUAAUGUGUACAGUUCUCAGGGCAAGUACGAGGACGCAAUGAAUAACUACCAACAAGCACUUAGUCUAUUUAAAAAGACAGGUGACGAGAGUGGUCAAGCUAAAGCAUACCAUGGUAUGGGUAAUGUGCACAGGUCUCAGGGCAAGUACGAGGACGCAAUGAAUAACUACCAACAAGAACUUAGUCUAUUUCAAAAGACAAGUGACAAGAGUGGUCAAGCUAAAGCAUACCAUGGUAUGGGUAAUGUGUACAGUUCUCAGGGCAAGUACGAGGAUGCAAUGAAUAACUACCAACUCGCACUUAGUCUAUUUCAAAAGACAGGUGACGAGAGUAGUCAAGCUAAAACAUACCAUGAAAUGGGUAAUGUCCACUGGUCUCAGGGCAAUUACGAGGACGCAAUGAAUAACUACCAACACGCACUUAGUCUAUUUCAAAAGACAGGUGACGUGAGUUGUCAAGCUAAAACAUACCAUGAAAUGGGUAAUGUGCACAGGUCUCAGGGCAAGUACGAUGACGCAAUGAAUAACUACCAACACGCACUUAGUCUAUUUCAAAAGACAGGUGACGAGAGUGGUCAAGCUAAAGCAUACCAUGGUAUGGGUAAUGUGCACAGGUCUCAGGGCAAGUACGAGGACGCAAUGAAUAACUACCAACAAGAACUUAGUCUAUUUCAAAAGACAAGUGACAAGAGUGGUCAAGCUAAAGCAUACCAUGGUAUGGGUAAUGUGUACAGUUCUCAGGGCAAGUACGAGGACGCAAUGAAUAACUACCAACUCGCACUUAGUCUAUUUCAAAAGACAGGUGACGUGAGUUGUCAAGCUAAAACAUACCAUGAAAUGGGUAAUGUGCACUGGUCUCAGGGCAAUUACGAGGACGCAAUGAAUAACUACCAACACGCACUUAGUCUAUUUCAAAAGACAGGUGACGUGAGUUGUCAAGCUAAAACAUACCAUGAAAUGGGUAAUGUGCACAGGUCUCAGGGCAAGUACGAUGACGCAAUGAAUAUCUACCAACACGCACUUAGUCUAUUUCAAAAGACAGGUGACGAGAGUGGUCAAGCUAAUGCAUACCUUGGUAUGGGUAAUGUGUACAAAGACUAGGGCAAGUACGAGGACGCAAUGAAUAACUACCAACACGCACUUAGUCUAUUUCAAAAGACAGGUGACGAGAGUGGUCAAGCUAAAGCAUACCAUAGUAUGGGUAAUGUGCACAGGUCUCAGGGCAAGUGCGGGGACGCAAUGAAUAACUACCAACACGCACUUAGUCUAUUUUAAAAGACAGGUGACGUGAGUGGUCAAGCUAAUGCAUACCUUGGUAUGGGUAAUGUGUACAAAGACCAGGUGACGUGAAUGGUCAAGCUAAAGCAUACUAUGGUAUGGGUAAUGUGCACUGGUUUCAGGGCAAGUACGAGGACGCAAUGAAUAACUACCAACCCGAACUUAGUCUAUUUCAAAAGACAGGUGACGUGAGUGGUCAAGCUAAUGCAUACCAUGGUAUGGGUUAUGUGUACAAAGACCAGGGCAAGUACGAGGACGCAAUGAAUAACUACCAACCCGAACUUAGUCUAUUUCAAAAGACAGGCGACGAGAGUGGUCAAGCUGAGGCAAUGUGGGCUAUAGAGGGAAUUCACAAUACUUGUGGUAAAUACCAAGAAGUACAGGAAUGUAGUCGUAAGAUUCUUCAUUUAGAAAAGGUGCAAAGAGACCCCUUCAAGCAGGCUUUUCCAUAUACCUUCAGUGGAGAAUUCACAAAGGCGAUAGAGUGUUUCGAAAAGGAGCUUGAUGGCGACGUAAACCAACCUAUAAGUGCACAUUGUUUAAGGAGUCAUAUAUACUGCCAUCAAGGUAACUGCGGAAUCGUAUCUUUUGAAAAGCUUUAAGUGUUAUGAACACAUAUUUACAAAUCUUGGAAAGCUAGAAGAUGCAAAAAUUAAUAUCGCAGAUACCUAUAUCGUAACAUAUCACUUGACAAAAAAGACCAAGCCUUGUUGAUGUCAGAGCAAGGAAGAUUGCGCGCUCUUGGUGAAAACCUUCAAACCAAAUAUGGACUUCACGGAGAUGAAGCAAAGAGUUCAUUAGACUAAGAGGUGUGCUUGUUAGUCCGUGGUAGCUCGUCCUCGUUUGUUGUUGUAUCAUUGAGUGAUGAACACCUUCACUUAUUCGCUCUCUCAUCUCAAACCCCUUUGGUUGUACAGCCGGUACCGUUGAUGCAAAUCACAGAUAAAGCGAAACAAUGGCUAUCUCUUCUCAAAUACCUGAUCAACAGAGUUAUAUAUGAUGCAAAUCACGUCCGUCAAAAUCGCGAUGAUACCUUUGAAGACAGAUCGCUGGACCUGGACAAUGAUGACGAGUCUGAACAACAACACGUGCUGACAGAACUCGCAAAGGUAACACUAGGGUCCAAGGGCUCAGAGAAGACGAAUGAAAUCGGAGGCGAAACAAGC
Molecule: messenger RNA, 3389 nt
Organism: Nematostella vectensis (starlet sea anemone)
Lineage: Eukaryota; Metazoa; Cnidaria; Anthozoa; Actiniaria; Edwardsiidae
Product: tetratricopeptide repeat protein 28-like
Exons: 2
Coding region: 943-2046 (367 amino acids)
Molecular function (GO): protein binding
Source: RefSeq, a predicted model, not a curated record